Sphaeramia orbicularis (orbiculate cardinalfish) is the source of this 4234-nucleotide messenger RNA. RefSeq names its product ATPase 13A1 (gene atp13a1). The transcript has 25 exons. Gene Ontology annotation, cellular component: endoplasmic reticulum membrane. Gene Ontology annotation, biological process: extraction of mislocalized protein from ER membrane; transmembrane transport; intracellular calcium ion homeostasis. Lineage: Eukaryota; Metazoa; Chordata; Actinopteri; Kurtiformes; Apogonidae. Bases 160 to 3750 code for a protein of 1196 amino acids. Gene Ontology annotation, molecular function: P-type ion transporter activity; ATP binding; ATP hydrolysis activity. The record is from RefSeq and is a predicted model, not a curated record.
CGUAUGCGGAAGCCUCCAUCACAGAAAGAGCGAUUCAGUAAACGGACUCUGUUGGCUGGACCAAGCACUGCUUCGAGUGCAGAACCGUAUUUUUACCGGCUACAGUACGACGGUGUGGUGGUGGAUGAUUGAGGGGGCCGGGGGAGUGAGCAAAGUACAAUGAACGACGCUAAGAAAGAGGGGAGUAUGGCUGCAGACGGACUCCGCGGACCGGGUGAGGUGCAAAUGGCCCCCUCUGUGAACCACAACCAGCAUGACAGCGGGACCGGCGACGAGCUGGUGAGCUCGGUGACGCUGUAUAGGCGAAGGCCUCGCCUGCUACACGGCACAGUCCUCCCGUUUCUGGCGGUUCUGUACCCGGGCUGGUUGUAUGUGUGGUUAGGAGUGUACGGUGCCUCCGAGUAUCCGGAGGCAGGCCUCCUGGCGCUAGCCGCUAUCGGGAUCGCGCACGUCCUCACAGCGCUCUCCGGUUAUUGGUCCGUGCACGCGCACUGCUGGCUCACUUGUUCCAAGGAACCAGACCCAAAAAAGGCUACACUUGCAAAGGUCAUACCCACCCCAAACAAUGGUUCUGCUGAGCUUGUGGCACUACAGAGGGAUCAGGAUGAAAAUGGGGAAGAGAUACUCUCGUUUGAGUUUCAAAAAAUCCGCUACACCUUUGACCACAGAGAAAAGAAAUGUUUCCUUCCAAUAGCAUUUCCCAUAAACCACCCAAUGGGCUACUUUCAGUCUUGGCGUGGUUACCAGGAAGAGUCUGAGCUUAGAGCUGCAGAAAAGCGUUAUGGCACUAAUCGAGCUGAGAUGGUGGUGCCUGAUUUCCUGGAGCUCUUUAAAGAAAGGGCCACAGCUCCCUUCUUUGUUUUUCAGGUGUUCUGUGUGGGGCUUUGGUGUUUGGAUGAGUACUGGUACUACAGUGUUUUCACAUUGUUCAUGUUGGUGGCAUUUGAGGCCUCUUUGGUUCAGCAGCAAAUGAGAAAUAUGUCUGAGAUCCGUCGCAUGGGUAACAAGCCCUACAUGAUCCAGGUGUAUCGUAACAGGAAGUGGAGACCUAUAUCUAGUGAUGACCUUGUUCCUGGUGACAUUGUUUCAGUAGGACGGUCACCUCAGGACAACUUGGUGCCAUGUGAUGUGCUGCUGCUUAGGGGGCGUUGUAUUGUAGAUGAAGCUAUGCUAACAGGAGAGUCUGUGCCUCAGAUGAAGGAACCAGUGGAGGAUCAAGAUCCAGAGCGAAUCCUGGAUCUACAGACAGACUCUCGACUUCAUAUCAUCUCUGGGGGAACAAAAGUGGUUCAGCAUAGCCCUCCUUUAAAGGCCAGCAUUGGACUUAAACCUGUAGACAGUGGCUGUGUGGCUUACGUACUAAGAACUGGAUUUUCCACCUCUCAGGGUAAACUGUUACGGACCAUCCUCUUUGGUGUGAAAAGGGUGACGGCAAACAACCUGGAGACUUUCAUCUUUAUCCUCUUCCUCCUUGUGUUUGCCAUUGCUGCAGCUGUUUAUGUGUGGGUAGAAGGGACCAAGGAUGUCAGCAGGAAUCGCUACAAGUUGUUUCUGGAGUGCACACUUAUCCUCACCUCAGUGGUUCCCCCAGAACUCCCCAUAGAACUUUCUCUGGCAGUUAACACAUCUCUUAUUGCUCUGGCCAAACUAUAUGUAUUUUGUACAGAGCCCUUCAGGAUACCAUUUGCUGGGAAAGUAGAAGUUUGCUGUUUUGAUAAAACAGGAACACUGACCAGUGAUAGUCUAGUGGUACGAGGAGUGGCAGGACUCAGAGAUGGAAAGGAGGUGAUGCCUGUGUCUGAGAUUCCUGUUGAAACACAUCGGGUAGUGGCCACCUGCCAUUCCCUGGUUACUCUUGACGAUGGACAGCUAGUUGGAGAUCCACUGGAGAAAGCCAUGCUGACUGCAGCUGACUGGACCCUCACCAAAGAUGAAAAGGUAUUCCCACGUGGCAUCAGAACUCAGGGUCUGAAGAUCCACCAGCGCUUCCACUUUGCCAGUGCUCUGAAGAGAAUGUCGGUUCUGGCCUCAUAUGAAAAACUAGGCUCCACUGAACUCUCCUACAUCUCUACUGUCAAAGGAGCUCCAGAGACACUCAGAGGAAUGUUUUCAGAGUGUCCAGUGAGCUAUGAUGAGGUCCACAGGGAAAUGUCGCGUGAAGGAGCUAGAGUUCUGGCCUUAGGAUACAAAGAGAUGGGACACCUCAGUCAUCAGCAGGUCCGGGAAAUGAGUCGUGAUGCUCUGGAAUGUGAUCUGCAUUUUGCUGGGUUCAUGGUUGUGUCCUGCCCCCUCAAGACUGACAGCAAAGCUGUUAUCAGAGAGAUCCAGGAAGCUUCUCAUCAUGUGGUGAUGAUCACAGGUGAUAAUCCUCUUACAGCGUGCCAUGUAGCGAGAGAGCUCCACUUCAUUCAGAAGCAACACACACUUGUAUUGCAGCCAAGUGGUGGGCAGGGUGAGUGGCAGUGGGAAUCCAUCGAUGGGAGUGUGUGUGUACCGCUGCCUCCUCCCUCUGUGUCUUCAUUUGUGCAGCAGUUUGACUUAUGUGUAACUGGAGAGGGGCUGGUCAGACUAAGCUGUGACCCCCGUUUACUCCACACCCUCUUGCCUCACAUACGAGUGUUCGCCCGUGUCAGUCCAAAACAGAAGGAAUUUGUAAUCACCAGUCUAAAGGGUCUGGGUUAUGUGACACUGAUGUGUGGUGAUGGUACAAAUGAUGUUGGAGCUCUCAAACAUGCUCACAUAGGUGUUGCGCUGUUAGCAAAUGCACCUGAGCGCAUGCCUGAGAAAAAGAAGCGCGGAAGGGAAAAGGAGACAUCCACAUCUGAAUCCAGACCGUUACCAUCUGUCAGUUCAGGAGGUAAACUGAGCUCCAGAGCAGCCAGGCAGAGGGUGAUGGCCCAGAGGGAGGAGCAGCUUGCAGCACAAAAGGAGAGGAUCAGUCAAGUCCUACGAGAACUUGAAGAGGAUCAGGUGCAAGUAGUGAAACUGGGUGAUGCAUCCAUCGCGGCCCCUUUCACCUCCAAACUCUCCUCUAUACAGUGCAUUUGCCAUGUAAUAAAGCAAGGCCGUUGCACUUUAGUGACAACACUGCAAAUGUUCAAGAUUCUCGCUCUAAAUGCUCUGGUGCUGGCCUACAGUCAGUCUGUACUCUACCUCGAAGGGGUCAAGUUCAGUGAUUUCCAGGCGACCCUUCAGGGCCUGCUGUUAGCUGGAUGCUUUCUUUUCAUUUCUAGGUCAAAGCCACUGAAAAGUUUGUCUCGAGAGCGGCCGUUACCAAACAUCUUCAAUCUUUACACGGUGUUGACUGUGCUGCUGCAGUUUGCAGUUCACUUCUGCAGUCUGGUUUACCUUUACAGAGAAGCUCAGAGUAGAAGUCCUCCCAGAGUGGAGCAAUUUGUAGAUCUAUAUAAAGAGUUUGAACCCAGUCUAAUCAACAGCACUGUUUAUAUCAUGUCUAUGGCCAUGCAGAUGGCCACCUUUGCCAUAAACUAUAAGGGUCACCCCUUCAUGGAAUCACUCAGUGAGAAUCGACCACUACUAUGGAGUAUUGCUCUCUCAGGUUUUGCCAUUGUGGGACUCUUAACUGGUUCCUCACCAGAAUUCAACGAACAGUUUGCUCUUGUAGAUAUUCCAACAGAGUUCAAACUAAUUAUUGCCCAGGUUUUGGUUGUGGAUUUUGUCACUGCUCUGCUGGUGGAUCGUGUCCUGCAGUUUCUGUUGGGCAAAGGAACUCUCAGGCUGCCUUCUUGAACUUAGUGCCAACAGCGACCGCUGCCCUUACCAACCAUACUGUAAAGGGAGAGAAGACUUUGGUUCAGGAAAAGAAUUAAAGCUGCUGUGUGACAUACACAAAACAGCUGAGACAGUCAUGGCGUGCAGUACUGUACACUCCGUGUACUCCUUCCUUUAUCCUGCUCUGCCCCCCCAAUCCAGUUCUGUUUUUGUAUUUUCAUCAGUUCUGUGUUUUAAUUCUUUUCUGUAAUUUUCCAUAUUUUUUCCCUUUUCUAUAUUUCUCUUCAUCUGUCUCCCUGCUGCUAUACAAGGCCAUGAAGACAGCAGUAUUUGAGUGACGUGUGAGACUGUGUGCCAGCCAGAGUGAAACACAGGGCACACAAAGGGGCAUUCUCCAAGAGAAUUGCAAAGUGUUUUGAUUUUUCUGAUUCCUCCUCCUUGAUUUUGUAAAAAGUGAAAAAAAAACAUCUUUAACAGACUUAUAAAAAGACUUACAGAAUUA